AUGUGGCUCAAUGGGAUCGUUAAAAAUGAAUCUGCGUCUCCUAAAGCAAACACGUUCGUUCAGAAAAAGUCACGCUUCAAUGGCAACAUAGAGCCCACGCCUUGCUUUAACGUGGAGCAGGAAUGUCCGUUAUUCGUGACGUGGGAGAUCGAGGAGCACGGUGGGACUCGCUUGCGCGGCUGCAUUGGAACGCUAGCACCCACGAGUCUGCGUAACCUGCGCGAUUUCACCCUCAAGAGCGCGCUGCGUGACAGCCGUUUUGCCCCCAUCGGGCCGCAGGAGCUGCAACGUCUACACUGCACUGUAUCGCUCCUCGUCGACUUUCAGGACGUUGAGAGCUAUGACGACUGGGAGAUUGGCACGCACGGGAUCAUCAUCAAGUUCAGUGACUUGCGUGGAAACGAGUACAACGCCACGUACUUGCCGCAAGUUGCUCGUGAACAAGGCUGGACUCAUGUUGAGACAGUCACGUCACUUAUGAGAAAAGCAGGAUAUCGCCAUAGUAUCACCGAAGCGAUGCUGAAAACUGUCCGCGUCACACGCUACCGCAGCUCAAUCCACAAGCUUACGUACCAGCAGUAUCUUUCCAUCAGACAAGAGAUACUGAACAGUGCAUGA
Molecule: messenger RNA, 618 nt
Organism: Peronospora belbahrii
Lineage: Eukaryota; Oomycota; Peronosporomycetes; Peronosporales; Peronosporaceae
Source: the annotation of a GenBank genome assembly